Molecule: messenger RNA, 1119 nt
Organism: Scylla paramamosain (green mud crab)
Lineage: Eukaryota; Metazoa; Arthropoda; Malacostraca; Decapoda; Portunidae
Exons: 5
Coding region: 109-825 (238 amino acids)
Source: RefSeq, a predicted model, not a curated record
CGAGAAGAUCAAGAUCAAAUGUAAACACACGGAUGGCAAGAGAGGCGCUGGCAAUCCUUCAGUCCCUCGCGUUGUGAUGUUCCUUAUCUACUGGUGUGAAUUAUAAACAUGAACAUGAAGAAAACAGGCAGCAAUUUUGGCGGUCGAGAAGAAGAACCUGACGAAAUUUUGUACCAGGUGGUGGAGGAUGCCUCCUGCUACACUGUCAUGAAGAUGCCAGGCUCCCUUCAGCCAUCCCACCUGUUUCCUCCUUUCUCUGGGGAACUUGUGCUUCUUACAGUUCCAGAUGCUAUGAAUCCACUUGAUCUGAUCAACUCUGAAGUGGUGGUUGGGGGACGGAAGGACAGUUUGGUGGUGGCUGCAGGACAGAGGUUUAGAAUGGCCACAUUCCCAAUAGAAUCAGACAAUAUUAACCUCCCCAGCCUUUUCCUUCCUGAUCAGAAUGGGCAACUAAGCAAAGUUACUGCUGAGAUCAAGGCUUGUUUGAUGGUGAAAGGAGAGGUGGAGGAGAGGGAAGAAGAUGGUAAAAACUGUGUGGAUAUUGAAGCUCUUCGUUCUGUCCACUAUAAAGCUCCAAAGGACUUGCAGAGACGGGAUUUCUUUACUAAAACCAAAACAAGGGAAGUGGUGAUGGAAAUAGAGAAACCAGUGAAAAGAAAGAAGAAAAAUGUUGGCAAUAUAUAUACUAGUUUAGAUACCUCACUACAAUCAAAUGGAAAGGUUCAGAGUCCUGGGAAAAAGAAGAAAACCAAGCAUUUCCCACAGAGUUCAAACAAGGCACCAGGAAAUUCACCUCAUGCUGAAGGAAUGGAAUACCCUGUGUAAAAGAUAAAGAAAGAAAAUUCAGAACCUAAUAGUGGAAAUAUAAACUCUUUAUCUUUAAAAGAAAAAAAAAGAGAGUAAAGAAAAACAAAAUGUAAAAACUUAAUUUAGAUAAUCAAUUUCUCUCCACACAGUAUAAAGACAAAAGGCCACAGCUUUUCAGUUGAAAUUAAAUCAUUGUUUUGCAUAUAAUUUCAGAUUUUUAAUGCACAUUAUGUGGCAUGCAAUACUGUGUAAUAUGCAUAUUUUAUGAUGUGCAUAUGUGGCAUGCAUAAAAAAAGUAAAUUUUAAUAAAAA